This is a messenger RNA of Musa acuminata AAA Group (dessert banana), 4686 nucleotides long. RefSeq lists its product as uncharacterized. NCBI's taxonomy places the organism in Eukaryota, Viridiplantae, Streptophyta, Magnoliopsida, Zingiberales, Musaceae. Bases 308 to 3976 code for a protein of 1222 amino acids. The transcript is spliced from 18 exons. The record is from RefSeq and is a predicted model, not a curated record.
AGAAGCCUGUGGAGUACAUGUCAUUCCCUGCAAGGGUCAUUUUAUUUGGGGUGUUUUCGUCUUUAACUAAAACAAGGAUUCGAAAGCUCGUCUUCUUUCCCUCAACCCUAACUCCUCCCCCAAAUCUCUCAAAUCCUCCAUCUUUCUCUCAUUCUUUUCUCUGUUCUACCCUUCCAUCCUGCAGAGGCAUCCAAUGUGAAGAAAAAGACGUGAGGAAUGAAGUAAUCAAGGUGGUGGCAAAUUAGGAAGUGAUCUUUGAAGAAGAAGUGUUUCGAGAGAGAAAGAGAGAGAUUGAGGUGGAGAGGAGAUGCCGGUGGAGGAGGCGCUGCCGGGAUCGUCGAAGAGGCUGCUGAGCUAUAGCCCGUCGCGGAGUCCGGCGAGCACGAGGCUCUUCGGGGUGCCGCCACGGAGGCCUGCGCUGCAGACGUCGGCGGUCAAGAAGCCACCGGAGCCGCUCCGUAGGGCCGUCGCGGACUGCCUCUCGCCCGCCGCCCCCCACCUACAUGGGAACCCCUCGACCCUCGCUUCUGAGGCGGCGAGGAUCCUCCGGGAUUUCAUGGCUAACCCUUCAACCACUGACAUGGCUUAUACCAUGCUUGUAGAACAUGCACUGGCAGAAAGAGAUCGGAGCCCAGCAGUACUUCCAAGAUGUGUGGCAUUCUUGAAGUUCUAUCUUCUUCGAUAUGUGCCAAAGGUUUCAACAUUGCGGCAGAUUGAUCUAUUUUGCAUGAAUGCAAUUGCUGAGUGCGAAUCUGUAAAUAGUCGAAGAGUGCCAAUGUUGACCAAGUCAUCAACUCAACGAUCUAAAUCAUCAUCGACGGUGUCAAAUGCUUGUGUUCCUUCCUUACCACGCCCCAAUUUUGCGUCUGCUUCACUUAUGAAAUCCUUAAAUUAUGUGCGGUCUCUUGUGGCACGGCAUACACCAAAAUUGUCUUUCCAACCUGUCAUGCAGACUACAGCAUCAACUUCUGCAAAACAAUUACUUCCGACUCUAUCUUCUUUGUUGACUAGAUCAUUUACUUCUCAAUUAAGUCCGGAAGUUGUUAGUAGCAAAGAUGCCCUUGAGAUUAAAGAACCUUCUGGUCCAUCUGCUUCCGCAUUAUCAAAUAUUGAAGAAGUUGAUGGAGAAGGAAAUAAGUAUAUAUUUUCCGAUAUACUUAAAUGGCGAUGGCCUGGGGAGGGAGAAUACAGAAUGUCUUGUUUAACAAAGGAAAGUUGUGGUGUUAUGCGGUCUCAAGACAUUCAUACACAUAGUUUUUUAGAAGUUGGUGCUGCAGGUCUUUUAGUGGGGGACAUAGAGACCAAAAUCAAGGACCAUUCCUGGAUGUAUUCUGUAACUCACAACUUACGGGAUACUGACCUGUUGUGGCCUUCAACAACUACAAUGGCUACCAAUUUUUCAUCGUCUAAUAGCCACUUGAAAGCGAUAACAGCAUUUAAGCGCAUGAAACCAGGCCCUCAUCAAGUUUGGGCCAAUAUACCAGUGAGCACAUUUCAUCCACGAGUUCGGCCCCUAUUUCAAUAUAGACAUUACAGUGAGCAGCAACCUUUAAAGUUAAGUCUUGCUGAAAUUCAUGAAGUCAUAGCUGAAGUUUGCUCAGAAUCCACUACAUCAAAUGCUAAUACAUUAAUUGCAACGUCACAAUCGAACCACAUCAGUCAACCUGCUACAGAUGUUGCUAUUAGUGUUCUCAUCAAGCUGGUUAUAGACAUGUAUAUGUUGGAUCCUGGGACUGCUACUCCUCUCGCUCUUUAUAUGCUGGAGGGUAUGCUUGGCUCUCAAAGAGUGGCUUCUAGAGCUCGGGCUUUUGAUUUUAUUUUAAACCUUGGUGUCCACGCACAACUGUUGGAGCCUAUGUUACUUGAAGACCCUCAAUCAUCUGACGUGGUUAAACCUUUGCAAGAACCAUAUAUAAACAAUGAAGAACAGCCUGGAACACCAGGAAAGAUGAAUAAUGAGUCUAGCAUGCAGCAAAGGAUUUUUUCAGCUGUUGAUAAUUUUGAGUCUUGGCUUUUGGUCAUCCUAUUUGAGAUUCUUCGUCUUCUUGUUCAGAUUGAUGAAAGGGAAGAAAUUGUAUGGGCAUCUGCUCUGAGUUGUUUAUUUUACUUUGUUUGUGAUAAGGGACACAUUUUAAGGAGGAGACUUGAUGGUCUUGAUAUAAGGGUUAUUAAGACAUUUCUAGAAAUCAGCAGUGAAUAUUCAUGGGCCGAAGUUGUUCAUUGCAAGCUUAUCUGCAUGAUGACUAACAUGUUAUAUCAAACUUCGAAUGAAUCUGCAGAGGAUGUUCCAGAAAUUCCAACAUUCCUGGUUCAACAGGUUGAUCGUCUUGGGGGAAUUGACUUCAUCUGUAUAGAGUAUAUACGGGCAAAUUCCAGGGAAGAAAAGAACAACCUUUUCCUUGUUCUUUUUGAUUAUGUUGUACAUCAGAUAAAUGAAAUUUGCUUGGCUAGUGGAGCUUCUGUAUAUACCCAUGAUGACAUUCAACCUCUUGUGGUCAUGCUUAUGCUUGCUAAUGCACCUGAAGCUUUUUACAUUGCCAUUAAGCAUGGUAUGGAUGGCAUUGGGGAGAUCUUGAAAAGAUCCAUCUCUGUAGCCUUGUUGAGAUCAUCAAAUUAUGAGCGCCAAAAUAUGCUGUUGGACAAAAUUAUGAGAAAACUUGAUGCGACUAUAAGUGUAUUCACUAGGUUGGAUACUGAGUUCACAUAUAUGUUUCGGAUUACAAAAACAUGCAAAUCUUCAAUGAGCAUUAAGGAUGUCCUUGGCGAAUCAGAUAUUGGUGAGAAAGCUAGACUUUCAUGGGUUACAUUGCACUCUCUUCUCCACUCGGAAAGGCUUGCCAACCGUCAUCAUGGGUACAUAUGGCUUGUUGAAUUACUUAUUUUGGAAAUCAGUGAGAGGAAAAAUGAGAGUAUAUGGUCAAAUGUCAAAAACCUUCAGCAGCAAAUUGCUGUCACUGGUAAUCAAGACUCAGCUUUUUCAGAAGUACCACUGUCCAUUUGUAUGUUGUGUGGGCUUUUGAAGUCGAAACACAAUUUUAUUAGAUGGGGUUUCCUUUUUGUUCUGGAGAAACUUCUUACACGGUGCAAAUUAUUGCUUGAUGAAACUGAGCUGCAAGAUAUGAACAAUGAUAAUGUUAUCAGUAACAAUACUGAAAAUCGUCUGGACAAAGCGAAUGCAGUGAUAGACAUAAUGAGUGGUGCUUUAUCGUUGGUGGUUCAGAUAAAUGAGACUGAUCACAUCAACAUUUUAAAGAUGUGCGAUAUGUUAUUUGCUCAAAUAUGUUUGAGGCUUCAGUCUGCCAUUCAAGUACCUCUUGGUGAUAUCAAUGACCUCAGUCAUCUCUCUUGUCGCACAACUAAAAGUCGUGAAGGCAACUUAGUAACUCAUAUUUCAUUAGAAGGAUCUAAUUCUGAUCAGCGGCGAGAUGAGUUGUCAGUCGAUAAUCUCUCUGGUGCUGAUCAAGCCAGCACAGUAUGCGAAACAGCAUCAAUGGCAGCAAUGCUUCUUCGAGGACAUGCGAUUGCUCCGAUGCAGCUAGUAGCUCGUGUUCCAGCAUCCCUGUUCUAUUGGCCAUUAAUACAACUUGCUGGUGCUGCAACGGAUGAUAUUGCAUUAGGUGUUGCUGUUGGCAGUAAAGGAAGAGGGAAUAUACCAGGUGCUACGUCAGAUAUAAGAGCUGCCCUUCUCCUCCUUUUAAUUGGGAAAUGUACUGCUGAUCCAGAUGCACUUUUGGAGAUUGAAGGAAAAGAGUUUUUUAGGGGACUCUUAGAUGACAUGGACUCAAGAGUAGCAUAUUAUUCUGCUUCCUUUCUCUUAAAGAGAAUGAUGACAGAAGAACCUGAAACUUAUCAGCGCAUGCUUCAGAGUCUUAUUUUUAAGGCACAACAGAGCAACAAUGAAAAGCUUCUGGAGAACCCUUACCUUCAAAUGCGUGGGAUACUGCAACUAUCAAAUGAUCUUGGAUCCCUGUUAUAAGAUCAUGAAGUUCGAUUUUUUGGUUUCAGAAUGAAGGUCGAACCGGACUUCGUACCCAAUAUUCUUGCAGUGUUGCUAGAAAAUGCAACAGGCAGAACAUCCAGAGCAAAUUUUCCGCUACUUGAGUAAGAGGUUUUGGAUCAGAAGUUGUAAAUUAGCAUUUUGUAAGAGAAAAUUAGAAGCAUGUGAUGUACAGAACCUGAGUCCGCUUUAUUUAUUGAUUGAUUUUAUUUAUUUUCCUUUGCUGAGUCGCAUAAGAAAUGGCAAGUCUUCUUCAAUGUUCGGGGUAUCUACUUGUUCAGAUCGGGCAGUUCGUUUUUGCAGAAACUGGAUGUACUACAUUAUAACCGGUGCAGCUUGCAAUUUGUAUAGUUGCAGACCAUGUGUCACCGGCAUUUGGAGAUGAGUUUGCCCCAUGAGAGUCAAAUUUCUUGUGUCAUCAAAUUUUGGCGACUAUGUUGUACCGGGGUUUAUGCAGUUUUUUUUUAAUCUGGGCAUCCUCGGCAAGAAACGAAUUUUCUUUGAUCUCCUCGCAUGCAGUUGUUUAAUAACUAGGUUGUUUUCUUGUAUAAUAUCAAACUUAAAAGCAAGGAUGGAUACUUCUCCAAACUGCAUUAACUUCAUCAGACUUGUCUUUUUCCUUUUCUUAUUUACAUUUUCUGAACCUAAUUUGUAAAUGUGUUCUCUCUGUAUUCCAAUUUUGUUAAAAA